CUCGACUCAAUUCAUUGUCUUCAGAAUCCCAAUUUUCCCAAUCCAAAUACCUAACUCCUUUCAGAAUCUCAAAAUCCUCGCUUCGUGAUGGCACCUAAGGCAGAGAAGAAGCCAGCUGAGAAGAAGCCCGCGGAGGAGAAGAAAUCCGCCGUUGCCGAGAAGGCUCCACCGGCAGAGAAGAAGCCGAAGGCAGGAAAGAAGCUUCCAAAGGAAGGCGCCGCUGCCGCCGGAGACAAGAAGAAGAAGAGGAACAAGAAGAGUGUUGAGACCUACAAGAUCUACAUCUUCAAGGUGCUGAAGCAAGUCCACCCUGACAUCGGUAUCUCAAGCAAGGCCAUGGGAAUCAUGAACAGCUUCAUCAACGAUAUCUUCGAGAAGCUCGCUCAAGAAUCUUCGAGACUUGCCCGCUACAACAAGAAGCCAACCAUAACCUCCAGGGAGAUCCAAACCGCAGUCAGGCUAGUCCUUCCCGGAGAGUUGGCCAAGCACGCUGUUUCCGAGGGUACCAAGGCGGUUACCAAGUUUACCAGUUCUUAAGCGAUGUCCUCUAGUGGUUUCGUCUGGCCUAAUUAUUUUACCAUUAGAAUUAUAUGUCUUUAGUUGCUUAAUUAGUGCUUUUAUUUUGUGGAAGAAAAAAGAAACUUGUAAGUGAAGUUCUGGGAUCUGCUUGAUCCUUGUGUAGUUUGCUGGGAAAAAAAAGGGACAAGAACAGUAGGAUUUAUGCAAUAGAAUCGAUUAUUGUUUGCA
Arachis stenosperma is the source of this 747-nucleotide messenger RNA. Its product is annotated as probable histone H2B.1. Gene Ontology annotation, cellular component: nucleosome. NCBI's taxonomy places the organism in Eukaryota, Viridiplantae, Streptophyta, Magnoliopsida, Fabales, Fabaceae. Gene Ontology annotation, biological process: nucleosome assembly. The coding region runs from base 88 to 537 and encodes 149 amino acids. The record is from RefSeq and is a predicted model, not a curated record. The transcript has a single exon. Gene Ontology annotation, molecular function: DNA binding; structural constituent of chromatin; protein heterodimerization activity.